Babesia bigemina is the source of this 1224-nucleotide messenger RNA. RefSeq names its product membrane protein, putative. The record is from RefSeq and is a predicted model, not a curated record. The transcript is spliced from 2 exons. NCBI's taxonomy places the organism in Eukaryota, Apicomplexa, Aconoidasida, Piroplasmida, Babesiidae. The coding region runs from base 1 to 1224 and encodes 407 amino acids.
AUGGACUGUGCGAGAUGUGUAAAACUAUUCUGUUAUGCCAUCAUCAUACCAUUUUUGUCAUUGAAACACGAUUUCGUUAAAUGCAGUGCUUCUGAGCAAUGCUUAGAGAAUGUCUUGAGCAUAGAAAAUGAAACGGUAGGAAGUUCUAACUACGAAAGCGUGAAACAACUAGAGGAAUAUUCUAUUCGGAGAUGUCCAUUCAAUCGCUUUACAGAAAAGCCCAGUGAAAGAGGUGACGAUGUUAUUAUUACAGACAAUCGACGUAUGCGGGAUGUCUGGUGGAUUGCGUCACUGCCUUCGUUGGGGCCAAAUGUCACUUUACUAAACGAAAUUGCAAAGGACGAACACACUCAGUGUGACGUAAAAGGAGAUCGCAAUCAAGAACACUCCAAAUGUAUACGCAGCCAUUAUCGAAUAGACCUUUCAACGUACCACUCGCUGGGACAUGAAGACUACGGCAAUAAUCGUGUUUGGAAUGGCAUAUUCCGUAGGGCAGCCAAAACCAUGUUUCCGUCAUAUAUACGAAUAUCAGGAAGAUCAGCUCACAGUACACAAUAUGAACACAUGGCAGCAAAACUCUACGGUUACAAGGAUUUUGAACUUGCUUCCAUUUUCCUCUUCUUGUCUGAAGGAUUCAGAAAAGCGAUAAAAGGAAAGGCCAAAAUAAAAUUCAUGGAACGCAUUGUGGAGUGUGAGAUCAGAUAUCGAAAUGCAGAUUUGGUAAAGAAAAAACUGACGACUUACAAUUCGAAACAUUUCGGCAGGACAAAUAAGGACGUUCCUUUACUACCAUUUUUCAUUAUACCGAAAGGCACAUUUGACGAUUUGCUAAAAGACACCCCGCCAGCCGAUCACAAUAUCAUGGAUAUCGUGUACGGCCACAAGGAGCUCAUCAAAAAUACCGCCAAAAUAGAAUUCAACGCUUUGGCAAAUAACCUGGCGAAUUUCAUGAUUAAUAACGCGCACAUAUCGGUGGACCAAAUCGAAACAUUCUACAUUGCGGAAUUGUGCAGUUGCAACACAGCGUAUAUGCUGAACGACCUGGUAAAAUCGAACGUUCGAGACAAGACAUUGAGAUACAUGGCCAUCAUCACAUUGCUGAAUCCAAAUAGCAUGAACAUCGCAACGACAAUUUUAAAGAUAGUGGUUAUUGCUGUGGCGGCAUCCAUAUCGGCGUUCUGUACUGCGAUCCACUAUCUUAUCCAGCACACACCAUCACAAUAG